Messenger RNA from Chrysoperla carnea, 1623 nucleotides. Its product is annotated as RAB6A-GEF complex partner protein 2. Gene Ontology annotation, biological process: retrograde transport, endosome to Golgi. Gene Ontology annotation, cellular component: Ric1-Rgp1 guanyl-nucleotide exchange factor complex; Golgi membrane. Lineage: Eukaryota; Metazoa; Arthropoda; Insecta; Neuroptera; Chrysopidae. The transcript is spliced from 3 exons. Bases 51 to 1220 code for a protein of 389 amino acids. The record is from RefSeq and is a predicted model, not a curated record.
AUGUUUACGAAACGGAAAUGUCAAAUUGAAAAUGUCAAAAUAAAUCGAAAAUGAUUGAAGUCAAAGCAAAAUUAAUUAGAGGCUCGGUAUUUUUAAUCGGUGAAACAGUUGAGUGUUACAUUACGUUUAGCAAUCCGCCGAUACCAAAUUAUCAAACCUCUCAGAGUCACGAUGACAGUUUUGAAAGUUUAGCAUGGGCUUCAGCUCAAAUCGAUUGUUUAUGUACCACAGAUGGAAAAAUUGGUAAAAAUCCGUUAGGGGCAACUAAACCGAAAACAAAUAGUGAAACAUCAUUAACGCCAUGUGACGAAUCUGGAUAUAUUGAAGUGGCUACUAAGCCUGUUAUUUUAUUUUGUGAUUUACGUUUAUCCCCAGGAGAAACAAAAUCAUUUUUAUACCAAGAAGUGUUACCAAAUGAUGGCCCACCAUCUUAUCGAGGCCAAGCAAUUAAAUAUUCAUAUAAGAUAACAAUUGGAACGCAACGAGUGAAUAGUCCUAUAAAAUUAUUACGAGUACCUUUAAAAAUAUUACCAUUAAGUAUAUCAGGACUAACGGAUGCAGCAGGUUUACUUUGCAACGAUACAACCGAAGAAUUAACACCAACAAAUCCAUUCCUAGAAACAAAACCGACAGAAACACCCUUAGAAUUAGCGUUACAAAGUCUACAAAAUAUAACAGCACGACGACAACCAAAUUUUUAUAUGAUUUCAAAUACUAGGGGCAAAGUUGGAAGGUUUUGUUUGUUUAAAAAUGCAUAUAAAUUGGGUGAAGAUAUUGUUGGAACGUUUGAUUUUUCAAUUGCAACGGUGUCUUGUGUACAAUUAUCGGUGUCUUUACAAUGUGAAGAAGUUACAACAGUUGAAAGUAAAAAUAAUAAAGAGCCAUCGAAAAGAUCACGGAUUAUCACGUUUAAUAAACAUCAUGAAGUUUGUUUGGGUUUAAAACAUUCCCAAUUAAUUUUACCGGUUCCAUUACAUGUCACGCCGGCUUUUUCUACUCCAUUAGUGACAUUGAAAUGGAGACUACAUUUUGAAUUUGUUACGAGUACAAGCAAACAGUUAAUUCCACCUGGUUUAGAUCAAUGUGGCUGGCAAGGACCUAGUGAAUUACCAAUUGAAACAAUGGUUUGGAGUUUACCAGUACGAAUAUUUUCAACAACACCGUUACAAGUGUCUCUUGCAUUACAAGCAGCUACCGAACAUUCACUCAUCAUUCGAUAAUCUCGAAGUGUUUGUGCUAUUAAAAAUCAUGAACUAUGUAAUUUUUUAACUAAUAUUUAAUUUUAUGUAUAAAAGUGGUGUUAUAAUACCGAGAGUUUUAAAAUAUUGAAGGUGCAAUUAAUUAAUCACUAAACACGUUGAGCGUCAUUUACCUACCGUUCUUUUUAGUUUCUUCAUCCGAACUCGGGCUGAAUUCGAAUAGCCACUUUCUCCCCAAGAAAUACGUACAAUCAUAAAAAUGUUAAGCAAUUAACUUGGACAACUUUUUAGGGGAUGGCUCAAUAUUUUAAUUUAUACAUAUUAAAAAACGUAGGCAAGGCCAUUCGGACCCUAUCGGAUAUUUAACGGCCGUUAGCGACUUUUCUUAUAAAAGCACCUAGAACGUCAGGUAAAAAUCCUACUU